Castor canadensis (American beaver) is the source of this 7669-nucleotide messenger RNA. RefSeq names its product nucleolar protein 9 (gene Nol9). The record is from RefSeq and is a predicted model, not a curated record. Gene Ontology annotation, molecular function: polynucleotide 5'-hydroxyl-kinase activity. Gene Ontology annotation, biological process: cleavage in ITS2 between 5.8S rRNA and LSU-rRNA of tricistronic rRNA transcript (SSU-rRNA, 5.8S rRNA, LSU-rRNA). NCBI's taxonomy places the organism in Eukaryota, Metazoa, Chordata, Mammalia, Rodentia, Castoridae. Gene Ontology annotation, cellular component: nucleus.
CCCGCACAGCAUGGCGGAUUCGGAGCUGCGGUUGCGGCGGGUUCCGUGCCGCUUUGCGUUGUCGAAGGCCCGCAAAACCCGGCCCAAGCUCAUCCUCAGCCGCCGGGCCCGCCGCCGGCUCGGGACCCAGCGCCGAGGCGAGCGGCGACGCCUGCGGCGGCGGCGGCGGCUACUGCAGGCCCAGGCGGCGGGCGCGGACUAUCGGGAGGGCACCGGCCAGGGCUCGCGCGCGGAGGCGGCCCGAAAGCCCAAGGCUGCGGCCCCGUCUCCCGCCCGCAGCGUCCGCGCCGCCGUCCCCGUCCCACUCGUGCGCCAGGUGGGCCCGGGCCGCGCGUUGCUGCUGCUGCCGGCCGAGGAGGGUUUUACUUUUGGUGGUAUCUGUCGUGUGACUUGCCUGUAUGGCCAGGUGGAAGUGUUUGGUUAUACCAUUAGCCAAGGCCAGCCUGCCCAAGAUGUCUACUCUGCCUAUACCCACGCUUACCUGACUCUUAAUGCAGUUCCUUACUCUACAGCUGAGAAAAGUGAGAAAGAGAUCAGAAGGGAGGUCCGGGCUCUACUCAAAUCUCAUCUUAACCUGGAGGACAGAUCUUGGUCAAUAGAGAACUUUUCUCCUCUGUGUUCCAUUGUGAUGCUAGAACAGCUAAAAACCUCCACCAUAAACUUCAUAACCAGCUAUCCAGGUUUAUCUUAUGUUUUCGUGCAAGAGAGUCCUGUUUUCCAGAUUAAUCCUGAAUAUUUAGCUUUGAGGUCUGUUGGCAUCAGAAAACAGAAAAGGAAAAAAGGCCUUGCUUUAACUGAGAGUGCUCGUUCCGCACUGGAAGAGUUAGUUAGCGUGUCUUGUGAGGAAAUAGAUGGCUGCGCUGUCAUCCUGGUUUGUGGAACUCAGGACAUUGGAAAGUCAACAUUCAACAGAUACCUGAUUAACCAGUUGUUAAAUAGUAUUUCCUGUGUUGACUAUUUGGAAUGUGAUCUGGGACAGACAGAAUUCACUCCUCCUGGGUGCAUUUCUUUACUUAAUAUUACAGAACCAGUUCUGGGACCACCUUUCACCCACCAGAGGACGCCACAGAAGAUGGUGUAUUACGGAAAACCUUCCUGUAAAAACAACUAUGAGAAUUAUGUUGAGAUAAUAAAGUACGUGUUCAGCUCUUACAGGAGAGAGUCGCCACUUAUCAUCAAUACUAUGGGCUGGGUGUCAGAUGAAGGACUUCUGCUCCUCAUUGACCUCAUCCGGCUGCUGUCUCCCAGCCACGUCAUUCAGCUCAGUUCUCCCCAGAGUAAAUACAUGCCCAACCUCACCCCAGAGUACGUGGAUGACAUGGACGGCCUGUAUACGAAAAGCAAGUCCAAAAGCAGAAAUCGAUGUUUUGUGCUGCCAGAGUUUGCAGACAGCUUGGAAUUUGCAGAUGAAGAGAAAGACAGUCCAGUUCCCUUUACUGGACAUAAGCUGAUAUGUGUGCGUUCGGAGUUCCCAGUCACUAAAACUCCAAGAAAUAGGGAGUCACAUAACAGAAUUCUUAGAGAUCUGGCAGUCUUAGGUUACCUCGGCCAGCUGAUGCCUCCAGUGCCAAAACCACUAGGUCCUUUGCAUGGUCUGACACCCUAUCAGGUCCCUUUCAGUGCAGUUGCGCUACGGAUUACUCAUGCUGAUGUCGCCCCCACCCACAUACUGUAUGCUGUGAAUGCCAGCUGGAUUGGCCUUUGCAAGAUCCUGGAUGACGUCAGAGGAUACACCAGGGGGCCCAUCCUGCUGGCCCAGACACCGAUAUGUGACUGUUUGGGGUUUGGGAUCUGUCGAGGAAUUGACAUGGACAAGCGGCUGUACCACAUACUCACCCCCAUGCCCCCAGAAGAGCUAAGAACUGUCAAUUGUCUGCUUGUCGGGGCUGUUUCCAUUCCACAGUGCAUCUUCAAGAGCCAGCAUGGGCCUGAAGGUACGAUUCCCUACGUCACAACAGAUUACAAUUUUAAACUUCCUGGAGCAUCAGAGAAAAUUGGAGUAAGAAUAGCUAAAGAAGCUCCUGUAAAGAAGAUACACCCCAAACCCAAGCUCUAUCGGAAAGUAAAGUGAAUAUCAACAAGGCGAGAGACUUUCUUUUCUAGCUGAGGAUUUGGCUCAAGUGGUGGAUCACCGGCUUAGCAAGUACAACGCCCUGAGUUCAAAUCCCAGCACUGCAAAAAAAAAAAAAAAAGAGAGAGAGAGAGAGAAAAGAGACUUUCUUUUUCUACCUAAAAGCUUUGUCUCCUGGCCUGACCUCAGAAGACAUGGGGUUUUAUGGCUGUGGAUGGUGCUCUGAUGUAGUGUUUUUGUAUGAAUCAUGAAUGGGUUGUAUACUUAAUAGUUCUGAUCUUUGCUUGGUCUUCUGUAUGGUUCAUCAGACUUGCUAUACAGUGUCUUUUCUAAAGAAAUUUUAAGCCAUGGGGGAAAGUUUGUAUGCCAUUAAAAUGCAGCUGGUUCCUCAAAAAGUUCAAGGAUGAGGUUAUUGGAAUCAGGAUAAAAAUAGGGAAAUUGAGGCCACAAAGCUGCACCAAGAAUGGUGAAGGCAGGCCGACCCACAGACUGUCGAAUGUGAGGACGCAUGCAGACUGGGGCGGCAUGGUGCUGGGCUUGAAUGGCAAGGUUAUCUUAUGCUCUGUUCAUCUGAUGCCAUCUGGCCUCCCAAUCAUGUGAGUCAAGUGCUAGAAGAUUGCAUUUGGUCUUUAUAUCUGUGGAGGUUUAAUAGAUAAAAGUGUGGAGUCAAGAACUCAUUUAAUUCUUUUUUUUUUUAACCUGUGUUUUUAUGCUGAAGAAGCUGUUCUCAAAUUGGAGAGCCUCCCCAGGGCUCUUUAAAUCCAGAUUUGUCCUGAUUGGCUUCUGACCUGGCACCACAGGCGGUGCUAAAGUGGAAAACUGGCCAUUUGGAUCUCUGGUCAGCCAGCUCUGUGAACAGCCCAUUCACGCAAUGGGCCGCUGGACCUGAACUUGGUGCACAGUGUUAGGGCUUUCUCCUGAGGAACAGGAGGCUGCUGCCACUGCUGUUCUUCCUGAUGGUUGGAAGUGGCUUUUAGUAACCAGAGGUGACUGGCCUGGUCAUCAUUUCUGCAUUUGAGCAGUGAGACAUUUUAAACUGCAUUGUGACUGCUAUUGUUGGAAUUUCACCUUCCCAGCAUAAUUGUGUCAAAAGACUGUUCCUAGCCGAGCAUGGUGUCUCAUGGCUAUAAUCCCAGCUACUCAGGAGGCAGAGAUCAGGAGAAUUGAGUUUCAAGACCAACCCUGGGCAAAAACAGAAGACUCUACCUGAAAAAUAACUAAAGCAAGCCAGGCAUUGUGGCUCAUGCCUAUAGCUACUUGAGAUGCUGAGAUCACAAGGACUGCAGUUUGAGACCAGCCUGAGCAAAAUUCACAAGAUCCCUUCUUAACCAGUGACUUGAGUAUGGUGGUGUGCACCUGUUAUUCCAGUUAUGUGGGAUCCUGAGAUCGGUAGGAUCACAGUUCCAGGCCAGCCCAGACAGAAAAGUUCCGAAGACCCCAUCCCCAGAGAAAGAGCUGGACAUGAUGACAGGUGCCCAAUAUCCCAGCUACAAUAGGAAGUGUAAACAGAAUUGUGGUCCAUACCAGCCUGGGCAUAAAGUGAGACCCUGUCUUGUCAGAGCAAGAGCUGGGUGUGGCUCAAGGGAAAAGCCCCUGCCUAGCAAGUGCAAAGUGCUGAGUUCAGACUCCAGCACUGCCACAACCAAAACCUGUUCCUAGUCUGUGGAGUUUAACACUUAACGGUCAUUUAAACCAUUGGUUACACUGUCCUCAUGUUGGGUAUUUUUGUGAUAAGGUCUUGAGAACUAUGCUUGGCUGGCCUUGAACCAUGAUCCUCCUAAUCUCUGCUAGGAUCAUAGGUAUAAGCCACUGAUGUCUGUCUUUUGCAAAGAAUUUUAAGAUAGUCUGGCACUAUCAGUUUUUUGCCUCUUUCCCAGUUCCUUUGUGUCUUACCAAGAUAGGUUGGUACAUUGGUCUUUAGUACAAGUCUCUGGAAGAAUGGAAGUGGUGUCCUGUAAUUUGCACUUUCAUUAAAUCCAGGUUUGCCUUUAGCUUUUCAAUGUUGACCUUUGUCAGGCUUCAUCAGUAAAGGGGUGUCAUCGCCAGAGAGCGCCCUCAGUGUUGGUCAGGUAGCUGUGGGGCAGCAUUGGUGUAGUGACUAGACAGCCGGGCUUGGAGCUCGUGGAGACCUGGCUCUGCUUAGCUCCAGGGCUAGCCUGGUCAGACCAGCCACAGUACCAACUCCCUUAGGUGUCAGUGUGACUGUCAGUGUCAGUGGCCUGUCCCCCAAGAUUGGACUCUCUGUUGGGGUGUCUUGUUGUUGAGACAGGGUCUUGCUAUGUAACCCAUGGCCUCAAACACAUCGUCCUUCACAGGUGUGUGUCAUUUCUGUUUGGACCAUCUGUUGUGGUUGAGAGUGGACAGUGAGGACUUUUCUGUUGGAGUCUUUACCAAAACUUGUCAUUGUUUGAGUAUGUGACUCUGAAGUAGCACGUGCCUUUGUUAGGGGUAUUAUAGAAAUAGAGGGCAAAAAGUCAAAACCCUUACUUACCAGUUUUUGUGAUUGUUUGAAAUUAGUUUAUUUUUAAAGAUCCAUUCAGGUAUGAAGUUAAAUGAGAAGAUUCUGAUUCUAGGAGUUCUUUAAAUGAAAGCAUUUCAGAGGCCCCAUCUGUCCUAGGUUAGGCUUUCUUGGAAGCAAGAGAUCACUGUCUCCUCUGCCGCCAUCACUGGAAGUUGAAGACUGGAACGUGGAGAGAUCUACUGAGCAGGCAGCAGUGCCUUGGAUAGCUUAUGUGUUUUCCUUUGUCAGGCUCCAUCAGUAAAGAGGUGUCACUACUAGAGGGAGCCCUAGUUUGGUCAGGUGGCUGUGGGGCAGCAUUGGUGUAGUACCAUGGGAAGUGGUGUGGCAAAGCAAAGGAGGCCCCAGGCUGCAUCUCCCACUUGGACCCCUUUGACAAGCAUUUACUUUACCUGUUAGACACUCGGGGUUCUGCCUACCAGACAGGAUAUGAGGACCAAAUGAUGUGGGUUAGGAGUCCCUCUUGUUACAGCAGAUUUUUUUUUUUUCCCCCUACUGGGGUAUACGAAGCAAGUGCUCUGCUGGAGGUGUGCCAGGCAUCAUGUGGUGAUAUUCUUAAAUUGUCUAAUCAGCAGGUCUUGGGUUUUUUUUUUUUUUAGAUUUGGAUGGCAAUAUAGUGGUUAACUUUGAUGCUAGAGCUCUGAGUUUGAAUUCCAGCUUUGCCAUUACCAGUGUUUAACCCAAGUUUGUUUUCUUUGAGGAUAGGGCCAUUGUUCUUCCACCAUGCAGGUGAGGAGCAAGUGAGAGCAUGUCUAUAAAAGACCUGGUCCUAGCUCUUAGUGUGCUAUGGCCUGCUUAAUCAAAUGGUGAGCUCCUGAAAGGCAGCACCAGAACCGCGUUCCUGUAGAAGUGUGAUGCAGACAUUGAAGUGUCUGAAUCCAUGCCUGCUUCCCUGCUGUGUGCUGGAUCAGUUCACCUUGAGCUACUUGUGGCUCAGAGGGCUCUGGGGAAGCAGGUUCUGUGACCACCUUUGAUGAGCCAUUCCUGGAAGUUUUCACAAAGCCCCAAUUACUGCUUUUAAAUUUUUAUAGUUUGCACGUGUAGAAAAUGAUCCUUAAAUCUCACUUCAUAGAUGGUCGCUGAGCCCUGUGAGGCUGUCAUGUCUGUUGUUUUUCCUUAUAUGUACACAUGCCUAUGUGUGUGUUCUACCCAACCGUGUCCUGCUAUGUGUAUGGUUUUUAUUCAGCUCUUUCCAUUUAUAUGUGGACUUCUGUGUCAUUAAAGAUUUUUGAGAACCUGAAUUGUAUGGCUUUAGUGUGUAGCUAGAUCAUUUUAUUCCAGAGAAUUACUUGAACACUUAGGAGAAAACAUGCCAAAAAGCACUGGAAUGAAAAUUACACUGAAAGCAGGUUAAUGAGUUGGGGGUGCUGGAGGGUGAAAUGCUUAGGAAGGCCCAGCAAACGACUGUGUUUUGUUUCCGUAUCAGUACUGCUUGCAGGGGGAGUUUGUUUAAUCUUCCUGUCUGGGCCCUUGUGUAAUUUAAGAGACUGCUACAUCCCAUCUGGACUGCCUUUGAGAGGGUAGUUGGAAGAAAAAUGGGGAUUUGCACCAGAAGAGUUGAAAUGUUUUUGGAAAAGCAAACAACAAAAUCCAGAGCCUGGGGUCUGUGCUGGUAACAGCCUCAGCAAGUGAGAGCCCAGCUCAACGAUCUUCCUUCCUAAGUUGGGCCUGGCAGACAGAAUGAGGCUUGGCUGACAAACCCGGCCCUAACAGUGGCUAAAAUAAAUAAGGGGGCCAUCUGUGCAGAGGAGAGGAAAGCCCAUGUGACCUACAGGGCCUCUUCAGAAAGGCCUUACUAAGUUAAAUACUCCUAGGGUACUGCCAGGAAAAGAGUUGGGCUGGAGGGCAGGCAGGGUUGCAAGCUAAAAGGAGGUGCACCGAGGCAUGGGGCUGAGGGUCCAAACUGCAAAUGCCAGGAGCUGAGUAAGUGAAUCCUUGGAAAUCAGCAAACAGAGCUGAGCUGGGCAGAUGAGGGGCUGGGCUAGGGAAGCCCAGGGUUGCCAUGGUAACCAGCUCUGCUUCUGCUGUGGCACUCAGCAGACUGGCUUGACUUUUUCUAAUGCUUUGGAAUUUGCUUGGUCUCCCGGUUGUGUCUUUCUCUCCCUGGCAGGAGGAAGCCACCCAACUUUCAGGAGCUGCCUCCUCACCAGGAGCCCAGCAAAGAGGCUGCAGCUGGCCAGUGGGAUUACAGAAACCAAAGUCCCCCUGGCAUUGCUUUCGGGAAAGGAGGGAAAGGCACCUUGGAGUCAGCCGGCUGCAUGAAAACCCUAGUCCUUGGAGCAAAUGGGUACAUGGGACUGAAAAAUCCAAGGGGGAAAACCACCACAGGGAAACAGUGCUAGCUCUGUCCAUAGGUUAAAACAUACAGCUCCCUGGAGACCAUGGUUGGGGGACAGCACACUGGCAGGGACUGAGAGCACUGAGGUUUUCCGUGCAGAUUCAGCUGGAGCAACUGAGAUUGGAACUGAGGCUUGGAGAGGCCAGUCAGUGCUGGGCCUGCAACUGGCAGAGGGACAGAGACCACGUGUGAUUGGAGAGGCCUGUGAUGUGCACGUGGCUGGAGGGUUGGGCAAGGCACCACCACUCCAGAAGUCAGGCAUGAAUUCAGUCCUGACAAAAUUCGGGUCUCCACCUCAAAGCUGGCUCAAUCUUGGUUCAGGAACUGGUGAGUACGUUGCUUCUCUUUCGUCUAGAAAAAAGAAGGUGAAAAGGGGAGGCUUUGCAGGUGCAGGGGCCACCAAGACCCCGUGCUUGCUGAGUUAGUCUAUACCCCUUCAGAACUACUCUGCAGACUGAUAAUUUUGUCCUCAUUAAUUGGUGACUUAACGAGGUAAGGCUCAGAAGUCAAAGGCCUCGAGCCUAGAAGUUUCAGCCAUCAGCUCCUAUUUGGAAGGUAGACCAUGAAAGUUACCUAAGGUCUCCAGCUCGUUCUCUGCUGUGCUCACACAGGCUGAAAUAGGUUUCCAAAUGUACCUUCAUAGCUUGCUCAGAAGGGGCCACGAAACUCAAUUAUUUUUGUUUUGUGGUGCUGGUGAUGGAUCUCAGAGCCUCACACAUGCUAAGCAAACACUCUCACUGAG